GAGGCUGUCCGCGUCAGCCAGACAGAGCCGAGUACGGUGUGAUCGCCUCUGCUGCUACUCUUUUGAUGCUGUUGUGGUGUCGUCAUUUCAAGCACAUAUCAACACCGUAACAGACGAACUACUACAACAACUACUGACCGUUAAGGACUUAACCCCUCUUUUCCCCAAACGCGAAAAUAUAGCCCGCAAACUUCAGAAAAGGUGAAGCCCCCAUCCUCCAGCUCCAACCACCAUGUCCUCUGACGCCAAGAACAUCCAGGGGUCACGACCCCUGACCCCUCCGCUUCGCCCGGCCCGACUCCCGGGGUCGUCUCCCGUCUCGCCCGUUUCACCGAGCUCCCUGCGGCUCCCGGCGUGUAAACACAGAGACCGCUCCCCGUCCCCGAUGAGGGGCUUCCUACUCCCCAGCCCCCUGCCCACGCGGAGGAACAGGACGUGCUCAACGAACGCCCGGGCGUCCGAGGGGCCGACGUUUAGCGGUGUGUGCAAGUGUUUCUCCCGCUCCAAAGGUCACGGCUUCAUCACUCCGGCCGAUGGCGGCAGCGACAUAUUCGUACACAUUUCUGACAUCGAGGGGGAGUACGUUCCUGCUGAGGGAGACCUGCUCAGCUACAAGGUGUGCUCCAUCCCCCCCAAGCACGAGAAGGUUCAGGCAGUGGAGGUGAGCAUCACCCAGCCCAAACCAGGGACCCCCCAUGAGACCUGGGCGGGGGCCGUGGUCAGCAGCUGAAGACCAGCGCCCCCCCGGAGCGGAACAGGACGAAGAAGAGCGGAGGAGGAGG
This is a messenger RNA of Gadus chalcogrammus (walleye pollock), 782 nucleotides long. RefSeq names its product calcium regulated heat stable protein 1 (gene carhsp1). The coding region runs from base 233 to 730 and encodes 165 amino acids. The transcript is spliced from 5 exons. NCBI's taxonomy places the organism in Eukaryota, Metazoa, Chordata, Actinopteri, Gadiformes, Gadidae. Gene Ontology annotation, cellular component: cytoplasm. Gene Ontology annotation, molecular function: mRNA 3'-UTR binding. Gene Ontology annotation, biological process: regulation of mRNA stability. The record is from RefSeq and is a predicted model, not a curated record.